Molecule: messenger RNA, 2163 nt
Organism: Loxodonta africana (African savanna elephant)
Lineage: Eukaryota; Metazoa; Chordata; Mammalia; Proboscidea; Elephantidae
Product: olfactory receptor 6C6-like
Exons: 1
Coding region: 1044-2150 (368 amino acids)
Biological process (GO): G protein-coupled receptor signaling pathway
Cellular component (GO): membrane
Molecular function (GO): olfactory receptor activity; G protein-coupled receptor activity
Source: RefSeq, a predicted model, not a curated record
AACUAAGAAAAUUCUUAUAUACAGGAAUGGAAGAAAUUAUUUUUACUCAUGUGAGAUGCAAAAAUUAAUAACCUGUGAAGGGAUUUUAAAAUGAAUAAGGCAUUUGCAAACGUACUUUUUAAAUAUCAUAUGAGACCUGUAAAUUAGCUUUGUCAUUAAAUAUAGAAGAAUGUUUGGAUACCAUGUCAACAUCCUCCUUCAGAUAAAGAGAAAAGCUCUCUUUUCCACCAUAGACAUCUAUACAAGGCAAUCAUCCACUGAACAUAAUGUAACCAAAUAGUGAUUUAGCAACAAUGGGCCUAUUUAUCUGUAGAGAAAAGUCUUAUUUAUGGAUUUAAGAACAAUAAAGUUGAGUGCCAAAAAUAGCAUAAUUAGGAUGUUAGGUGACUAUAGACUAUCAUUUCUACACUAGCCUUUGGAUAACAAAAAGGGUUUAUUAAAUUACUUACUCCUAGUUAUUAAAAUCACCCUCAUACUUAGAUUAAAAAAAAGAAAAAAAUAAGGACAUAAAAAUAUUUAUGGUGGUCUGCACAAACAGGAAAAAAAAUAUUUAAGAAUUUAUAAAUUAUCUGAAUUCAAGACAAAGAUCAUGUCAGAAAGUAAUUUUGUUUUGUUUUUUCUGUAGCUACGAUCUUUCUCUCAAUUUGUUUAGACGAGAAAUUACUACCUGUAUCUGGAAGGUAUUUCAAAACGAUGAGUUUAAAGGAUUAUGAGAAGACAUGAUUUGGGACCAGUAAAAAAUAAAUAUUAAAGAAAAUAAGUCAAAAGAAUAAUGGAGCAGUACUGCACUGGAGCUAAACAAUGAAUGCUGUGUAUUGGCAAAUUUCAGUCAUAGUUACAGAAAGUAUGUGACUGCCAAUAUUUCUGUAUGGUUGUAGAUUUAAAAAGUUUUUUCAUAAAAUAAAAUUGUUGAACAUGCAUUGUAAAUUGACACUGAAAAAAUUGUCUAAAUUUUAUAAGAAUUUAUUGCAAUAAUUUAUUAAACAUACACAGAAAAUACAUAGAGGAUACUUAGAUUGAUCUAAGUUAUAAUUUUAGUUAUCAUGUCCCUUGUUAAACUGCAACAAAUAUUUAUGCUUGCUUACAUUUCUGGAUAUCAAAAUUUUUCUUAUGGUAGCUUUAAAGAAGUCUUGUUAUUUCUGCUUUUGGAGUUGUUUCCCAACAUCAAUUUAAUAGGACUCAAAAAUGAAAUGAAGAACCAGUCAAGGGAAAUAGAGUUCAUUCUCUUGGGACUGACAGAUGACCCACAGUUACAAAUUGUGAUUUUUAUAUUUCUCUUUCUCAAUUACAUUUUGAGUGUGAUGGGGAACUUAUCCAUCAUUCUCCUCACCUUGCUGGACCCUCGCCUCAAGACUCCAAUGUAUUUCUUCCUCCAAAAUUUCUCCUUCUUGGAAAUCUCAUUGACAACAAUCUGCAUUCCUAGAUUCCUGACAACCAUUGUGACUAAAAACAAAAUCAUUUCCUACAGUGGUUGUGCAUCUCAAUUAUUCUUUUUCCUUUUAGUAGCAAUUACAGAGUUUUACCUUCUGGCUGCCAUGUCUUAUGACCGCUAUGUAGCCAUCUGUAAACCCCUUCAUUGCCCCAUCAUUAUGAGAAGCCAAGUGUGCUACCAACUUGUACUCUGUUCAUGGGCAGCUGGCUUUCUGAAUACCUUCCCACCAUUGCUUAUGGGACUGAAACUGGAAUUCUGUGCUUCCAAAGUAAUUAAUCAUUUCAUGUGUGACACUUCUCCUAUCUUGCAGAUUUCUUGCACAGACACUCACUUCCUAGAAUUGAUUUCAUUUGUUUCAUCAGCUAUAAUACUUGUGGUCACAUUGCUGUUAGUGAUUUUUUCCUAUACAUAUAUAAUCAAGACCAUUCUAAAAAUCCCCUCUGCUCAGAAAAGAACAAAAGCAUUUUCCACUUGUUCUGCCCACAUGACUGUAGUCUCCCUUACUUAUGGUAGCUGUAUCUUCAUUUACAUGAAACCAUCAGCAAAAGAAAGGAUGGCUUUAUCCAAAGGUGUAGCUGUUAUCUAUACCUCAGUUGCCCCUUUACUCAAUCCCUUCAUUUACAGUUUAAAGAAUCAGCAAGUGAAACAAGCUUCCAAAGAUACACUCAGAAAGAUUUUCAUUUUUUUCCAAAAAAUAAAUAAAAGAUUUAAAUCUUGACAGAAACGAUGAG